AAACAACAACAACAACAAAGAUGGAAGGCAGGCAGGCGGAAAGUCAGAGUCACGAAACACUGAUGAGAGAGGAGCGGACAGACUGGAUGAAGCAGAGGCAGGGGAGGAGUCCUGCUGCCAAGGUGAACCCUUAAAGCUGCGUGUUUAUACGGACGUGCAGAACAGAAGCGGAGCCGCUGAUCGCGCGCCUGUCCCCGGGGUGACGGUCAGAGUGCAGUCGCUGGAAUAACCUCACAGACACGGAGCCGUCUUCGCUGGAAGGACGCAUGAUUUUUAUUUCAAUUUUUUCCCCGCGUGUUUGUGGAAAUUUUGGGGCAUAAAGUUCGCCGCCAUGGAAUGAGUUGAGAGGUUUACUCCGUCGAGAGCAGCGGGGGGAUUCAAGAAAGACCGUCAGGCCAUCACCCUCCCCACAGAGCUGUCCCGCUGUCUAACCGUGAUAUCUGCUGCAGUCCUCCUGAGAAUCGUGAGCGGCAGGAGAAUGAAGAGUCCCGCAGGGAUCUAGGAGGGAGGAAUUCGGCUUUCCGACGGUGCGGGGGGGGGACCCCCGACUCCCUGAAGGGACCAGCUGUUGGGCUCCGUGCCGAUGAAGGCAUCACCUCUGAAAAUGUUUUCAGUCGUGUGGAUCCUGCAGAGCGCCGUGGGGGCUUUGAGUGGAUGUUUGCUGCGGAAACGAGGAGGAAAAGACAGAUUUUGUCUUUGAUUCUUUAGAAAUAGUCCAACUGAAACAAUUAAUCAUUUUAAUCAUGAUUAACUGAGCAACUCAUGUAGUAAUUGAUUAAUCAUUGACUGAAGUAUAGAAAAAGGCUAUUUGCUGAAAUAGCAAUUUCAGUAAUUAAGCCAAAACUGUACAAAAUAUGUACAUUUGCAUUUGUACCUCGACUGCUUUGAAGAAUUUGAUCAGCUGUUAACACAUUUAAAACUAUAACAUGGAUUGUUUUUAGUUGUUAUGAUAAUGUCCAUCACAAACAUUCGUCCUUAUUCUUAAUUUGAUACUUUGACUUAUAUCAGUCUUCAAACAUGUGACAUUUUGGGUAUUUUUCAAUCUGUCUCAAGCUUUAUGAACUUGGAUGAUCUGUUCUCCCUUUCAUUGUUGUGAAGAACAUUUUUUAUCUCCUUGGGUGGAGAAGUCACUACUCUUCUUGUCACCGCCAUGGUGAUGUCCCAGGGCACCUACACCUUCCUGGCCUGUUUCGCCGGCUUCUGGUUGGUCUGGGCCCUCAUCGUCAUGCUGUGCUGCUUCUGCAGCUUUUUACAGCGCCGGCUGAAGCGGCACAGAGAGGACAGACUCAGAGAACAAUGUUUGCGGGCCGUGGAGAUGGAGCCGCUUUCUGCUCAUCCUGCCGGAUACCCAACGGUGCCGCCACCGGCGCAGCCUCCGCAGGUGCAGAGGGAGCCGCCACCACAGAUCUGCUCUUCCCAGAUGCUGGCGGCACCCGUCGCUCUGCCGGUUCCUCAUCCGAUGCCACAAGCCAACUGGGUCAGCAUGCCAGACACAGAUGUAUUUGGGAAGCCGCCUUGCUAUGAGGAUGCAGUCCUGAUGGAGGAUCCCCCUCCACCCUACAGCGAGGUCUUGGCUGACCCUCGAGGGGGGACGUACCUGAAGCCCGGCCCACUCCGUAGAGCGCCGCUGCCUUCCAGGGAAAACCCCCACCUGCCUCCAGUCGUCACAUCCGAGACCAGUAAGCCCCCAGUGGCCACCGUGUUCCCUGACAGGGGUUACUCCUCGCUAAUCCGCCUGCCUUCAUCCCAGCGCUGGGACUCGUUGGGUCAUCUCCUGUCCAACAUGGACCUGAACAACAGCCUGACCCCACCUGAGGCUCGCUCGCUUCAGGCGGCCACCGCCGCCGCCAUGGCGACCAUGCCACGCAGGGAGUCUAGGACUCAUUAUGAGAGUAUGCAAAGUGAAAUACAGGGACUUCAGGGGAGCAUGCGGGGAUUUCAGGGAGGAUUUCAAGGUAUUCAGGGGGUUCAUAGACUGAGAAGUCUGGAGCCUAGCUGCGGUAUGCCAACCGCCUUCCCUUUGCUGGGUCGCAGCACUGCAGUCUGAGCCUGGAUCCCUACUGGGAGCAUCAUAUCAGCCAGUAAGAGGAGCUACAAAUGAACUCAGGAGUGAACUUACUUAGUUUGCAGAGCUGAUGUGUGAGUACAGGAGAACACAAACAAGUUUGUACCAGUAGUUGUGCUUCUGUUGAAAUUUGACAUUUGCUAUAGGGAAAUUCACCAAUUAAAAAAAAAAAAAAAACUUGUUUUCAAUAAAAAGUUUUGCCGUUAGGAUGAAGUGGUUUUUUGGCCAUAUCAAAAUUGGUUUAUUUAGCAGAACUGCAAUGGAAACUGGUUUGGCAUCGCAUGAGUCACAAUCAACAACUGGAUGUUGCCACUAGUGCUAAUCACAAGAAGAUACUAACAUGUUUUUAAUAACUUAUCGAGUGAACAAACUUACUCACAUGUGAUUUGAAUUGUGCUUCUUAUUUAAUGGAAACAACACAAUUGCAAAAUUGUGUUUUUUCGACAUUAGCAGAAUAUUGACAGUUUUGCACACUUUACAAUUGAAACACAGUUACUGCUGUAGAGCUACAGCGGUGCUCUGCCAUCACUUUUGUGGCUGACAGAGUUGAAGAACUUUGGAGGUGCAGAGGAGGAGAGAAGAAGAAGCCAUAAUGAGGUAAAGAUGUGCAACAAACGAGCUGCAAAUCCAACCUCCCCUGGUCUUUAUUUCCAUCUCCACCUCCUCUCUCAUUCAUCCCUGAUCUCUGCUUCUGUCUCAGAGCCACCCAUUGUACCGGCCUGCUGUUGCCAUGGCUCCAGAGAACUGCCUGUUUCCUUUAUCUGCUCUGAUUUUCUUUGUAUCACUCGGCUCACAGCUUGCAUCCUCUCAAGUAUUGUGAGAAUUAAGGCGCAGGUGAAGAGCACACGGUGACCUUCGGUGGGACCCAGACAUCGUGUGACACCAAACAGAAGGCUGAGCUUCUUCUAAGAACGGAGAACUGAUCAGAAUCAAGUGAAGUUUGAUUGUUGCUUUGUAACUGCUUUGUCAUUUUCAGUGCUGUCUUAACUGUUAGUAAAGAUUUGUUUUUUAAAUUACAUGACGUCAGCUGGAUCUCUGAUAUAAAAAGGACCUUUUUCAUGUACAGCCAUGAAAGACAAUUUUUGAAACAUUGUCAGAAUGCCCUUUUUCUUGUGUAAUAAAACAUUCUCAUCAA
Molecule: messenger RNA, 3200 nt
Organism: Gambusia affinis (western mosquitofish)
Lineage: Eukaryota; Metazoa; Chordata; Actinopteri; Cyprinodontiformes; Poeciliidae
Product: proline-rich protein 7
Exons: 6
Coding region: 1151-2047 (298 amino acids)
Source: RefSeq, a predicted model, not a curated record